AUGACUGCGGUUGUUCAAUCAGCUCCGCCCGUUGGGGAAAUCAUAGACAGGUCGUUUAUUGGAGACGUUGAUCAGUGGAUAGAACAACUUUAUGAGUGCAAGCAACUAUCUGAAAAGCAAGUUAAAACAUUGUGCGAGAAGGCAAAAGAAAUCUUGGAGAAGGAAUCUAAUGUACAAGAAGUCCGUUGUCCCGUUACAGUCUGUGGAGAUGUUCACGGGCAAUUCCAUGAUCUGAUGGAACUUUUCAAAAUGGGAGGAAAAAGCCCUGAUACUAAUUAUUUAUUUAUGGGGGAUUACGUUGACAGAGGGUAUUAUUCGGUAGAAACCGUCAGUCUCUUAGUUUGCCUGAAGGUUCGCUACAGAGAGCGUGUAACUAUUUUACGAGGAAAUCAUGAAUCUCGACAAAUCACACAAGUGUACGGGUUUUAUGACGAGUGUUUGAGAAAGUAUGGAAACUCAAAUGUCUGGAAGUACUUCACAGACCUGUUCGAUUGUUUCCCUCUCACUGCUCUUGUUGAUGGCCAAAUCUUCUGUCUUCAUGGUGGUUUGUCUCCAUCCAUCGAUACAUUAGAUCACAUCAGAGCUUUGGAUCGCAUUCAAGAGGUUCCACACGAAGGACCAAUGUGCGAUCUUUUAUGGUCAGAUCCUGACGACAGAGGUGGAUGGGGAAUAUCUCCUCGAGGUGCUGGUUACACCUUUGGCCAGGAUAUAUCCGAAACAUUUAAUCACUCUAACGGACUUACCCUAAUAUCCCGUGCUCACCAACUAGUCAUGGAGGGUUAUAACUGGUGCCAUGAACGCAAUGUUGUAACCGUGUUCUCAGCUCCCAACUACUGUUAUCGUUGUGGUAAUCAAGCUGCUAUGGUGGAACUAGAUGACGACUUGAAAUACUCAUUCUUACAAUUUGAUCCUGCUCCUCGACGUGGAGAACCCCACGUCACGAGGAGAACUCCAGAUUAUUUCCUUUAA
Messenger RNA from Auanema sp. JU1783, 969 nucleotides. The record is from the annotation of a GenBank genome assembly. NCBI's taxonomy places the organism in Eukaryota, Metazoa, Nematoda, Chromadorea, Rhabditida, Rhabditidae.